Schistocerca piceifrons (Central American locust) is the source of this 555-nucleotide messenger RNA. Its product is annotated as trypsin beta-like. The record is from RefSeq and is a predicted model, not a curated record. Lineage: Eukaryota; Metazoa; Arthropoda; Insecta; Orthoptera; Acrididae. Gene Ontology annotation, molecular function: serine-type endopeptidase activity. Gene Ontology annotation, biological process: proteolysis. The transcript has 5 exons. The coding region runs from base 1 to 555 and encodes 184 amino acids.
AUGACCAGAUACGGUGCGGGAUCCAUCACCGUCCAUGCGGGCUCCACGUCAAACACCAGCUCUGGCACUGCGGUGGGAGUAAGCACCAGCAUCAUCAACGACAGCUUUGACAAUCUGGAAUACACGAACGAUAUCGCCCUGCUCGGACUGUCGCAGUCGCUGUCGUUCUCGUCGACCUUAGCGGCCGUCUCCCUGCCGUCAUCCGGUCAGCAGACAUCCGCCGGCGCCACUGGCACUGUGGUUGGCUGGGGAUCCACCUCAAAGUCAACCGCUGUCAGCGGCCUGCGCAAGGUUAACGUCGCCGUGUGGUCGGACUCGGACUGCCAGUCGACGUAUUCGGACUACACCUACCUCUUUAUGCCAGCCAUGAACAUCUGCGCUGGAAACUCAGGCAAAGGGUCAUGCGAUGGUGACGACGGUGGUCCGUUACUGGCGAAUGGCCAGCAGGUGGGAAUCUCCUCCUGGAAUGGUCGGUCGUGUGCCACUUCAGAUUAUCCAGGUGUCUUUGUUGAAGUUUCAUACUACGUCGACUGGAUCAAUCAGAAUAGACGAUGA